Messenger RNA from Exaiptasia diaphana, 1741 nucleotides. Its product is annotated as potassium voltage-gated channel protein Shab-like. The record is from RefSeq and is a predicted model, not a curated record. The transcript has 3 exons. Bases 131 to 1534 code for a protein of 467 amino acids. Gene Ontology annotation, molecular function: protein binding; delayed rectifier potassium channel activity. Gene Ontology annotation, biological process: potassium ion transmembrane transport; protein homooligomerization. Gene Ontology annotation, cellular component: voltage-gated potassium channel complex; membrane. Lineage: Eukaryota; Metazoa; Cnidaria; Anthozoa; Actiniaria; Aiptasiidae.
GUCAUAAAUGCAGAAAUUAGUCAAAAGUCAUUAGUAUUUAUAUUCCAAGUUUAUUUUAGAUUUAAGUUUGUUCGAUAUUUUCCACAAUAAUGCUGCACUAGCCUAUAUUUAGGACGUUAGAUAAUGGCCAAUGGAUGGUGAAAAACACGAUUUUUUAACUCUUCGUGAAGCGGAAGAUGAAAAUACUAGUUGUACAUCAUCCUGUCACGAUAGAGCUCUUCUAAACAUCAGUGGGUCGAGAUUUGAGGUAUUAUGGAGUCUAGUUKAUGCCCAACGCUUAACCCGCCUUCAAACUCUCCACAAGAACCACACGUAUCACAGUGGCUGGGAAAAUGCGUGCGAUGGCUACGACAAGGAACGCGAUGAAUUUUUCUUUCAACGCGAUCCUGUGGUCUUUACUAGCGUCUUGAAUUUCUAUCAAACGGGAAAAAUCCACAUUCCACGGUCGGUUUGUGUGGAGCACUUCCAGAGCGAAAUUGAGUACUGGGGAAUACACCUUAAAGACAUUGAUGACUGCUGCCAUCAUCACUUUCAACAAGAAACUGAAGUGGUCGAUAACAUGAGGAAAAUCAAGACUGUCUUCAAGAAGAACGUCGCCAAAGCGMAAUCGUAUCAUAGACGUAUGACGCUGGUUCCUCAAAGUGGAGGAUGGUUCAAAGUCCGCGCGAGGCUAUGGGAUCUUUUUGAAAACCCCAAAUCAUCGCGGGCUGCCAAGGUUGUUUCUUUUCUGUCGACAUUCUUCGUUGUGUUGUCUACAAUCGCGCUCUGUCUUAACACAAUCCCUUCUUUACGCGUAAAAGAAAGUGGUAAGAUGUCAGACAACCCAACGUUAGCCGUAGUGGAAGCUGUAUGCAUUGCGUGGUUCACGUUUGAGUACAUUACAAGAUUUGUGUCGUGUCCGGAUAAAAUUCCAUUCUUAAAGAGCUUGAUGAACACUAUUGACCUACUGGCUAUUCUACCAUACUUUAUAACUUUGAUAUUUGAAGCAUUUGACAAUGAAGUGGAUGAUCGACUUAUCGACUUUCGUAGGUUUGUCCAGAUACUGAGAAUUCUACGAAUUGCAAGGAUUUUCAAGAUGGCGCGUCAUUCCAUCGGUCUCCAGACGCUUGCCUACACUUUCAAACACAGCUCAGCAGAACUUGGUCUUCUUCUACUGCUUCUUCUCAUGGGAAUGACAUUGUUUUCGUCGCUUGUUUACUUCGCAGAGGAAACAAGCUCAAGUACACACUUUACAUCUAUCCCAGAAGGCUUUUGGUGGGCAAUUAUUACUAUGACAACCGUUGGAUAUGGAGACAUGUAUCCCACAACCUCCCUCGGUAAAUUAAUUGGAUGUGUYUGUUGUACAUCCGGGAUCAUCUUUAUCGCCCUCCCUAUUCCGACCAUAGUCGGAAAUUUUUCACAGUUUUACAAAGACCAAAGGAAAAACGCAGAGGUUUUGAGGCGAGUGGAAGACGGGGUUUCAAUGAUGGAUGAUGAUGGCAUCGGUAUCCAUCGACCUCUCGAUUUGGAAUCGGGGAACAGUCGGAAAGGCUAGGGUUAAAACUACAAAAAGUAUGAAUCAUUGAUUUAAAUCAUGAAUAAAAAAACCUCAGCUAAUAAAUAAAUAAUGAAAAAGCUAUCGGCAACCUCUCGAAAAAAAACUCAAAGCCGCAAAUUUGAGAUAUAUUGCCUUUUUAUAACUUGAUUUUAGAAAGAGAGAAUUUUGUACUUUUUUCACUCUGAUCUUGUACAUUUUCAUGAC